Plectropomus leopardus (leopard coralgrouper) is the source of this 5735-nucleotide messenger RNA. The record is from RefSeq and is a predicted model, not a curated record. NCBI's taxonomy places the organism in Eukaryota, Metazoa, Chordata, Actinopteri, Perciformes, Serranidae.
GUUUUUAAAUAAUAGACACCCUGGCUGCAGAGAAGUGCAGUCCACGACAACAGUUGUUGCCAAUGGAGUCUGACCAUGGAUAAAGAGUUUGACCCUGAUGAUGAAAAUGUGAACGUCGUCUUGGCUCAGGAAUCCUCAGAACUGCUUCACAUCUUAAGCAGUGAGUCACCAGCAAUAAUAAUGAAGUUGUGCCAAAUGAUGCCCACUGAUGCUAGGGGGAACCUCAACCUGGCCUCCACAAGCUGUUCUGAAGCUGCAGUAGAAGAACAAAUCAAAGCCAUGUUGGAUUACUUAAGGCUGGCCAACGCUGCAGAUUGCCGCAACUUCCUUCAGAGCAUGUGUAUGUUGUGUGAGAACAUCCCCAUGCGCCUGGAGUCGAGGCUCAUGUCAGUGGCUGGAUAUGCAAGUAACGUUGGUGAAAACUCCAGUCCCAGGGUAACGCAUGGAAUAUCAUCAUUGCCGCCUACAGAACAGCAGCUCAUCAAACGCCCGCGGAUUGAUUACUGGGAGCAGUACAUUGCUGCAGUGAUGCGUUUACUGCAAAGGAGGUGGGAUCGACUCCGUGUGCACCUGGUAAAGGAGGUCCAGCUGGAGAAUGUGUGGGUCAGCCUAAGAAUGACGAGCAGGGGCAGGGAAAAACUUGACCAAACCCCUGGAUCAGCAGACAAAGGGGGCAGAACACCAGAGCCUGAUGGGGAUUACUGGUCUACCGAUUCCAGAGUGACUUUGGAGAACUUCCUGCAGGGGUGUGCAGGGAAGGUGACAGUUCUCGUCGGCCAGGCUGGGUCAGGAAAAACUUUGCUGAUGUCUUGUUUAGGAAAACAGUGGGCACAUGGACUAGGCCCUAUUCCUUCAUCAUACCUGUUUGUCCUGCUGGAGUUUCGUCAGCUCAACGUACUAUCCCAGCCUCUCUCCCUGUCUGAGCUGUUAUUCCGACACUGCCUCCAUCCGAAAGGGGGCAACGAAGAAAAGAGAGCCAUUGUGGAUUACCUCCUUUCAAAUCCUGAGCAAAGCUGUUGGGUGCUGGAUGGCUAUGAUGAGUUUCACAGCAAAGUCCCCACACAAGAUGUGAAGAGAGAACUUUUGGACCCAGAAAAGCAAAUGCCUGUUGCAGACCUCAUCUCAGGGCUGUUAAAUCGUCAGCUUCUUCCAGGAUGUACUGUGGUGGUCACCUGUCGUACACGUCAUGCCAGCGAUUUGGAAGGUGUAUCAGAUAAAGUUGGGCAGCUGCUGGGGUGGGACAGCUAUGCCAUCAAGGAGUAUGUGGAAAACUUCUUUCGACUAAAAGGUCACUCAGCAAACAAAGCUCUUGGGGAGCAGGCAGCAGAUCUCCUUCUUUCUAGUCAACACCUACUCGCCAUGUCAUCCCUCCCUGCCCUCUGCAACAUCUGUUGCAUCUGUCUGGAGCAUUUGCUGCUAGUAGGCGGAGACCCAGGAAGGACGCAAAUAACUGAAGAAAGAGGAGGUGAGACAAAGAGAAAAGUGAGAAGAAAAGAAGAAAAAGAAGCACAGAUUCCAGAGGAAGGAAGAGGGGAAGAUGGCGAUAGAGGAGCGAGUUACGUACACAGGGGAGAUCAAGGAGUAAGAAGAGGAGGAGGUGAGGACAUAAUGAUGGACGGGACAAAUGGUAGAGCCCAGCUGCCUCCAACACAAGCCCAGAUUCCCUCCACGCUCACCCAGGUCUACCUCACCGUUCUUGGUGCCUUUCUGAGCCGUGAUCCGGAUAGAAGAGGAGGCAAUGACGAGCCAGUGACUAUGAGACUUCCAGAGAGUAUCACGUGCACGUUGACAGCUCUGAGUCGGUAUCGAUCUGAGUUGUGUGAGCUCAGUCAGCUGGCCUGGGAAGGCUUAGAGAACAGCAAGAUCCUCUUCACAGAAGAAGACAUCUCUCAGGAUGUUUUGGAGUUUUCCAUUAGAACGGGGCUUUUCUCGCAGGUGGACCUCAGACGUGAGGAUGGGAUGCUUGUCAGCUGUUACUGCUUCAUUCAUCUGACAUUACAGGAGUUUUUGGCUGCGCUCAGAAUCAUGACCAGUACUGAUGUUAGUGACGCACAGCUCAAAAAAAGAUUCAGUCUGAGAACUCGCUGGAUGACCAAGUCAGACCAGAGGACAGUCUUCACUGGAUCCCUGCACCAGUAUAUCUGUGGUCUGGCUUCCCCACAAUGCACUGCAGCCUUAGCUCAACUAGCCAGGACCUCUGGUGGAACAGGAGGCCAAAGUUGGGUCCAAAAACGGCAAACUCUCGUUGUGAAACUACUGAAAAACCUUUGUAGCAACACCCUGACUGGACCGAAGAUAUUAGAGCUUUGCCACUGUGUCCAGGAGAGCCAGGAUACCCAACUAGCAAAGCAGGUCAUGGGGACAAGAUCCACCCUGGAGCUGCGCAACAUCCGGCUGUUACCGAAUGAUAUUGAUGCUCUGGCUUUUGUAGUUAACUCAGUAGGUGACAGUGGCAUCGGAUUGGACUUUGGAGCAUGCUCAAUGGAGAUGGAGUGUUUAGAUGUCCUGCCCAGGUGUCAGCACAUUCACUACCUCAGUUUUCGCAGCCGCAAGUAUGGCGACAAGUUUGCAGAGAAGUUGGCCUCCAUAUUGCCAAAAUUCACAAGCCUAAAAAAAUUGGAGUUUUGUGGUGCCAGUCUGACUGCCACAGGAGCGGCUAGUUUGGCCUCUGCUUUACCGAACUGUCCAGACAUCACUGAAAUCAAUCUGAAUGACAACAAUCUGAAAGACACAGGGAUUAAACACAUCGCUGAUAUUUUCUCCAAACAACCAAGACUAGUCUCAGUAAGGCUGGGUCGAAACAACAGCUCUCUGGAAGCAGUGGACUAUCUCAUCAGGAAAAUGUCUUCAUGUUUAAACAUCCAGCAGCUUCAUGCAGAUGGGAUAAAGGAAUUGAAAGUAACUUUCUCCCAAAACUCUGACCGGAACAGCCAUAAAACUAAGUCUGAACCAACAAUCAGCUUGUUGAACCAGAAAUGGAGCAAGCCUGAAAUGCAAACAGUUGCAAAGUCAUUGACACGUUGCCCUGCCUUGUCUGUUUUGGAUAUGUCUGGAGACCUUAUGGAUGUUGAAUGUCUGAGGACGCUGACUCAGUUUUUGCCAAAGAUCACCAUCAUCAAAAAGAUCAUUGUGAAUGACAGCUGCUCUUCAGUGGAGGGUUUAGUGCUCCUGACUGCUCUGCUCUCUGGUUGUCCUGCUGUGGUGGAGCUUCAUAUCAGACUACAAAGUCCUGUCCAGGCGUCCAUCGUGUUCUCUGAAGGGAGAGAAAAACCUGCACAUGAAAUGUCUAAAAUGCUCUGUCUCAGCUGCUGUGGUCUGCUGCCUUCUCAUCUGGACAGAGUGUGGAGGAGUCUGGGAACCUCUUCUGAUCUGACUUUGCUGGAUCUGUCAAGCAACCGUUUAGGAAAUAGAGGCCUGAGGAAACUGCUGGACGUCCUGCCUUGUUUGCGUAGCAUCCAGGAAGUAAAUGCCAGUAACAAUGAGAUUGGCAUGGAAGGAGUGGUGAUGCUGGCUGGUGCUUUGUGCUCCCAUCACAACUUAAUACAAAUUCACAUCAGUGAUGGAGGGCGAGAGCAGGUGAUCUUAAAGUUCUGCUCUGGCAAAAGGGGUGACAAACAGCAGCUAAAGAUGUUCAGGAUAAACAACAGCAGCCUUGUGCCAUCCGAUAUCAGCACACUCUGUAGACGACUGGUCCAGUGUCGCUCCCGUGUGGAGUUAGAUUUGUCUCACAGCACAUUGUCGGACAGUGCCAUCGAAAAUCUGCUGAAGGUCCUGCCGAAGAUGAUGUCACUGCAGAGAAUCAAUGUCAGCCACAGCAUCACAUCCACAUCUGGAGCACUGAUGUUGGUCAGAUGUUUGAUGAUCAGUCAGCGAGUCACAUCAGUGGAGCUCAGGCCUCAGACUGAAUCCUUCAUCCAGUUUGACAGCGUGAAAACUGAAGAAGCCAGCUGCAGGUUAACUCAUUGUAGCCUGAACGCUGACAAUGUGGAGGAACUGCUCGAGAUCUUACAGCAGGGUCCCCAACUGUCUGACCUGGAUUUAUCAAAUAACCAACUGGAUGAUGAAGGGGUGAAGAGUUUUUUGGUUUCUCUGCAAAACCUCAAAAUCACCGGCUACGUAAAUUUGAGCCACAAUGGCCUGAGCCAGCAGGGGCUGUUGGAAGUGGCCGGCAUGCUGUGCGUCUGUGACAGCAUCUCCGCUGUGGAUGUCAGUUUGGGAGCAGAGGAGAGGUGUCUGAUCUGGUUUACACAACAUGAAGCUUCUGUAAAAACACUGAGUGUCAGAGAGAGCAGUUUGGAGCGUGACCAUCUGAUCAGAUUAGCAGAAAUCGUGUCUGUCUGUCCCAGGCUGACCAAACUGGAGUUCAGGAACAAUCUGCUGCAGUCAGAUUGGAUUGAAGACUUUGUGAGACUGUUAAACAGCAGUCAGAGAGGAUUCAGUGUCAGUAUUGAGGAAUGUUGGAUCAGAUCUGAAGAAGCUGUCGGGUUGUUGUGUCGCUGUCUGGAUCUCUGCAGCAACAUACAAACUAUCAGGAUUCACCACACUACGCUACACCUGUUUCUGAUGAAGUCCACUGAACUGACCUCAGUCAGUGAUGACUCUGCAGAUGUGACUCCAUCAAUGGCCACAGAGAAAAUAGGCCUCGUGGACUGUGCAGUAGAUGGGUACCAACUUGAAUCUAUGAAGAACAUCAUCCUUCAGUGUCCCUUACUGACAGAGCUGGAUUUUUCCCACAACAGCAUGGGUAUAGAGGGAGCUGAGUUUUUCUAUGCUGUCCUGCCCUCGCUGCCGAACCUCACGUCUCUCAGUAUUGGAUCCAAAGAGACUUGUGUGACUGCGUUUGAGAAGCUCUCAGAGGCCGUACUGCAGGCUGCAGCCAUUCAGUGCUUAAAUCUGUCAGGUCAUGUGAUUAGUGACACAGCCACCCAAAUCAUGACCACAGCGCUUCCCCGUCUGAGAUCACUCAAUCUGUCUCAUUGUGUGUGGUCAGCUGCUGGAGGACUGAGGCUCGUUCAAACACUGCAAGAUUGUAUCCGUCUGGAAAACCUUUGUCUGGACUCCCUGCAGCUUAAUGAGGAGGGCACGCUGUACUUGGCACACGCACUGAGAAAUAUCAGCUCCAUUCGCAGUCUCAAGUAAGAAACACCAUCUGCUCUACUGUAGCAGUCUCAUCAUUCCUGACCUUUACUACUAAUUCUAAAGGCUAAGUAAGUUUAAUUUGGCCUGUUUAUAGCCCCUCAUCAUGUAGUUGAAUUUAUUUAAUAUACAAAACUAAGCCUGCCAAGCUAUUCCAGGCAGUCUUAUUAUCUACUACUGUGGUCACAUUGAGGCACUUUACUCACACAUAUCCAGUGCCUCUCCAAUAAUCUGCUCUAUUUAUGAUUCACUUUCACUGUAACUGCCAGAGCCGCUGCUCGCUGCUCACAUUGCAGCCACCGUUGCUGCAGCUCGUCAUACCAGCUUGUCAUCGGCUCUGCAGGCACCUCACUUACAUAAGUUCAGAGGUCUGAUCCAACACUCAACCCCAGGAGAAAUUGCCAUUCCCUGUUCUGUCAUAGUGCUAAGUUGUAAAGUGUUAUACGGCGAUGAGCUGCAAGGUCAGGACUCGGACUGAAGAUGUCAAUGCUGUUUACACAGCAUAUAAAUACAUAUCAUACUUCCAGAGAGAUCCACUCAGAGUCUGGCACCAGUACAACAGUUUGACAGAGCAUCAGAUUGCUUGGUUGAGCAGUAAA